Scaptodrosophila lebanonensis is the source of this 917-nucleotide messenger RNA. RefSeq names its product proteasome inhibitor PI31 subunit-like. The transcript has a single exon. The record is from RefSeq and is a predicted model, not a curated record. Lineage: Eukaryota; Metazoa; Arthropoda; Insecta; Diptera; Drosophilidae. The coding region runs from base 26 to 802 and encodes 258 amino acids. Gene Ontology annotation, molecular function: endopeptidase inhibitor activity; proteasome binding. Gene Ontology annotation, biological process: proteasome-mediated ubiquitin-dependent protein catabolic process.
AAACUAAUGAAAAUAUCAGUACAAAAUGAAUACCAAUCCCGAAACUGGUUCCUCAAGCGAGAACUUCUUUUAUGGCUGGGAGUUACUUUAUAAUUCAGUUAAGAGUGAUAUCGGCAAGAAGGCCGAUUUGCUGAUUCUAUUGGCCCACUUCUUUCUCACCAAACAUCACAAGUUUCGUUGCGUUGGUCUUGGCACCGAUAAGUGCUUGCUUGAGGAGGACACAAAAGGAUCGCUGGUGGAGCUGCCUGAUCGCUGGAAUUGGGAUGACACUAACUACGCACUUAAAUAUAUGUACUACAAGAAUCGGUAUUUGUUGCUCGGGCACAUCACUGAGGACGCCCUCGUCAUAAAUCUAUUGGACACCAAUAACAGCCAACUGACGAACAUUUGCAUCGAGCCAGAGCUGCUGGUGAUGGCAUUGGAUGGCAACAUUUUCGCAGCUAUGCCAAAAGCAGCCGACAUCAUUGAUCGUUACCGCAAGGAGCUUCUGCGACCCGUAUUCUCGGGGAACUCACAUGAAGUUGCUUGCCAAACAGUUUCCAUUCCCAGCAGAACUGUGGAUCCAUUGCGAGAGCCCGAACCCGUUCGUCCAGGUCAAUUUAGGCCCCGCGGCUAUGAGCCACGACCUUUUGGGUUUCCAGACAUCUGGCGCAACAAUUUGGAACCCAUUGCUCUCAGUCGCCAUGGCAGCUUCGUGCCAUUGUCCUCACAACCGAGCUUGCUGCCCAAACCAAUCCAGUUCAAUAACUGUGCAGAGGAUGGGCAACCAAUCGAUUAUAUAGAAUUGGAUAACUAUAUGUAGUCUGAUGACCGACAGUGGCGGUUUGGUACGAAUGGCAUUCGAAUUCUCUGCAAAAUUAAGUCUGAAGUUCUCGUAUUUAUGAAAUAAAUUGUAAAAAUUCUGUUCGUUGACGGCA